Molecule: messenger RNA, 1408 nt
Organism: Triticum dicoccoides
Lineage: Eukaryota; Viridiplantae; Streptophyta; Magnoliopsida; Poales; Poaceae
Product: purple acid phosphatase 3-like
Exons: 7
Coding region: 206-1213 (335 amino acids)
Molecular function (GO): acid phosphatase activity
Source: RefSeq, a predicted model, not a curated record
CUCGCACACACUGUCCAUCGCUUUCUUAACCAUCCCAGAUUCCCAGUGAGCAGUGGUAACUUGCCGUGGUGUCCCUCCUCCUCGCCUUGAUCGUGCGUGUGUGUGGGCGUGGCCGCUAUAUAUCCGCGCGCACACUGGCCAUCGCUUUCUGGCUACACCUUUCUUAACCACACUGCCGCCGUCCCCGUCAGUCCGGCCAUCAACCAUGGCGAGGAGUUCCAUGGCCGUGGUGCUCGCCGUCCUGGCCGUGGCGGCGCUCCGGUCCGCGCCGGCCGCCGCGGAGCUCCCGCUGGUAGAGCACCCGGCCAAGAACGACGGGUCGCUCAGCCUGCUCGUCAUCGGGGACUGGGGCCGCAAGGGCACCUACAACCAAUCCAGGGUCGCGGAGCAGAUGGGGAAGGUCGGGGAGAAGCUGGACAUCGACUUCGUGGUCUCCACCGGCGACAACUUCUACGAGAACGGCCUGACAGGCGUCCAUGACCAGCAGUUUGAAGAAUCCUUCACCAAUAUCUACACCGCCAAGAGCUUGCAGAAGCCGUGGUACCUCGUUCUUGGAAACCAUGACUACCGGGGCGAUGCGGUAGCACAGCUUGACCCAGUCCUGCGCAAGCUCGAUGAGCGAUUCGUUUGCAUGAGAUCAUUUGUUGUCAAUGCAGAGAUGGUGGAGUUCUUCUUCAUCGACACCACUCCAUUCCAACUCAAGUACUGGACUCACCCUAAAGACAGUCACUACGACUGGAGAGGAGUGGCGCCUCGAGAAAACUACAUAGCUAAUCUGCUGAAGGAUUUGGACGAGGCAAUGAAGAAAUCAACUGCAAAAUGGAAGAUUGCUGUUGGGCAUCAUACCAUGAGGAGUGUCAGUGACCAUGGGGACACCGAGGAGCUCCUGCAAUUGCUUCUUCCAGUCCUCGAGGUUAACGGCAUCGACUUCUACAUCAAUGGGCAUGACCACUGCUUGGAACACAUUAGCAGCAGAGACAGUCCAAUCCAAUACUUCACUAGCGGAGGCGGUUCAAAAGCAUGGAGGGGAGUCUACCAGCCAAAUGAUGAUAAGCUCCAAUUCUUUUAUGAUGGGCAAGGGUUCAUGUCCCUCCAGCUAAACCAGGACCAAGCUGACUUCAUCUUUUAUGAUGUUUCUGGGAAAGUCUUGUACAAGUGGAGCUCGCGCAAAACAAACUACUUCCAGCCCUCCAUCUAUGUCACUGCAGAAUGAGGGAGAUGCAGAUCAUGGCAGGAGAAUUAGUUUGGUAGUGCUAUUUGUGAAAAAAAUUGAAUGUGCCACUGUGGUAACAGUGGUAAAGGUAAUAGAUUGGUAUUUAGUAUGGUGUGUGGUUCAGCGCUGAAGAAAUAUUGAACUGGUUGUGAAUUGUCUGCAAUAAAGGAGCAGAGAUGCUCAGCAUGGUGUCCA